AUGAUGAUCAUUACCAGCAAUGAAAAAAUUAUGGAACAAAUGCGUACGAACAAUAAUCCAUCAUCGCUUGAAACAUUUAUUUUUGAAUGCGACAGAAAUAAUAAUGGGCUGUCGCAUGACACUGAUCAAUCGACUUAUCAUAGAAAAGCAAAGCAUAUUCCUUUGCAGUGUGUUGUUUGCGGUUCAACCGCGAUAGGCCGUAAUUUUGGCGUCAUCUCAUGUGAAAGUUGCAAAAUAUUUUUUCGUCGUAAUGCACUCAAAAGUUUAGGAAUGUUUUACUGUCGUCACAACAAUACAUGUGAAAUAACACAAUUGACACGACGACGCUGUUCAUCAUGUCGUUUGGCUAAAUGCCUGGUUUAUGGAAUGAAACGAGAUCGACUUCUCAGAGCUGAAGAAAAAAUUGCAUGUCGUCAUAAAAUUCAACAAAACACAAGUUCUAUAGUACAAUCAAACCAUGACCAAACAGCCCAAUGGCGUCCAUCAAUAUAUACCAAUCAUCAAUACAAAUCCAGUGGUACUAAUAGAACAUCUACGCAAUGUCUACCACCACAUCCAUCAUUUUCAUCCAAUGGAAUAAUGCUAACUUCAGCAGAUUUACAACGUAUAGAAGAAAUUGAAAUUGCAUUUGAACAACGUAUUGAAAUCGCUGUUUAUGAUACUUCUCAAUUAAACUCACGUGUUGAUGUAACAACAUUUUCACACCAUUUAAAUUCUUAUUCAAUACCAGCCAUGCGUCUUUUGACAUUUUUCAAACAAAUUCCCGAAUUCAAUGAAUUACACGUUGAUGACAAACUCAUUUUAACUAAAUACAAUCUACUGUCAGUCUUCAUUCUUCAUAGUGCACUUUUAUUCGCCAUCGAUACUAAACAAAUUCGAGAGAGUGAGCACGAUGUACCUUGGAAUUUAUCUUUAUUACGAACAAUUCACGGAGAAGAAAUUUAUUCAGAAAUGAGAAAAAUCUUCAGUUCACUUGUACAUAUUAGACAAUACGAUUGUAAAAUAAUACAAUUGGUACUUAUCGUACUUUUUUUAACCAAAGGUAUUUCAACAGAUGAUGGCGUACGCGAAUCGAUACUUCGAAAUCAUAUGGCUCUUUCUCGUGCACAAAAUUAUUACAUAGAAUUAUUAUGGAAAUAUAUGGUAACAAUGCAUGGACUUCAACGAGCUGUUCGGAUAUUUAAUGUUGUAGUUGCUCGAUUUUUAGCAUGGCAAAAAUUGAGAGACAAACUGCAAGAUAAUAUAAAACAUCAUUUAUCAAAAAUAGACCGAAACGAACUUUUACCGUUGAUGAAAUCAUUGUUACAUAUUUCUUGA
Molecule: messenger RNA, 1317 nt
Organism: Rotaria socialis
Lineage: Eukaryota; Metazoa; Rotifera; Eurotatoria; Philodinida; Philodinidae
Source: the annotation of a GenBank genome assembly